CAUGGCUAAAGUAGGUCCUUUAGCCCCGCCCUCCACCUCCAGGUUAACUCCGCCCACCAUCGUUCUGCAGGACAUGGAGGAGGAGCCAAGUGACAACAGAGCUGCUCAGAGAGCAGGAGCAGGAGUUUUGUUCAACGUCAACAACAGCAACAACAACGAGGAGGAUGAGGAGAAGAAGAAAAAGAAGAAAGAGAAGAAGGAGAAAAAAGAGAAGAAGGAGAAGGAGAAGCAGGAGAAGAAGGAGAAGAAAGAGAAGAAAAAGAAGGAGAAGGAGGAAAAGGAAAAGGAGAAGGAGAAAGAAAAAGAGAAGGAGAAGGAAAAGGAGAAGGAGAAGAAAGACCAGCCGCCUAAAGAGAUCACAGUGAUCGAUCCGGCCGGUAACACCUACUACCACUGGCUGGCCGUCAUCACCAUCCCCGUCAUGUACAACUGGACCCUGAUCAUAGCCAGGGCGUGUUUCGAGGAGCUGCAGACCGACUACGUGUACUACUGGUUCUUCGUAGACUUUUUCUGUGACCUCGUCUACCUCGCUGACAUGGUCUUCAGAACCAGGACUGGUUACCUGGAGCAGGGUCUGCUGGUGAAGGAUGAGCAGAAGCUGCGUGAGCGCUACAAGAAAAGCUUCCAGUUCAAACUGGACCUGAUCUCCAUGAUUCCCACCGACAUCCUGUACCUUGUCGUCGGCCUCAGUUACCCCGAGAUCCGCCUCAAUAAACUCUUCAGGUUCAACAGGAUGCUGGAGUUCUUCCAGAGGACAGAGACCAGGACCAACUACCCCAACGCUCUCCGUAUCUCCAACCUCGUCAUGUACAUCGUCAUCAUCAUCCACUGGAACGCCUGCCUCUACUACUCUUUCUCCAAGGCCAUCGGUUUCGGCGCAGACAGGUUUGUGUAUCCCGACCCGUCAGAUCCAGAGUUUGGUCGCCUGGUGAGGAAGUACGCCUACAGUAUGUACUGGUCCACGCUGACGCUCACCACCAUCGGAGAAACACCGCCCCCUGUGGAGAACUCAGAGUACUUCUUCGUUGUCACUGACUUCCUGGUGGGAGUGUUGAUUUUUGCCACCAUCGUCGGUAACGUUGGUUCGAUGAUCACCAACAUGAACGCUGCCAGAGCCGACUUCCAGGCUCGCAUCGAUGCCAUCAAACAGUACAUGAGCUUCCGAAAGGUCACUAAGGACCUGGAGAAGCGAGUGAUCAAGUGGUUUGACUUCCUGUGGACCAAUAAGAAAGCAGUGGAUGAGAGGGAGGUGCUGAAGUACCUGCCCGACAAACUGAGGGCUGAGAUCGCCAUCAACGUCCACCUGGACACCCUGAAGAAGGUUCGUAUCUUUGCGGACUGCGAGGCCGGCCUGUUGGUGGAGCUGGUGCUGAAGCUGCAGCCUCAGGUCUACAGUCCAGGAGACUACAUCUGUAAGAAGGGCGACAUCGGCAGGGAGAUGUACAUCAUCAAGGAGGGAAAACUCGCCGUUGUCGCUGAUGACGGCAUCACGCAGUUUGUCGUUCUGAGCGAUGGAAGCUACUUUGGCGAGAUCAGCAUCCUGGCUAUUAAAGGCAGUAAGGCAGGAAACAGGAGGACGGCGAACAUCAGGAGCAUCGGCUACUCCGACCUCUUCUGUCUCUCCAAAGACGACCUGAUGGAGGCGCUGAAGGAGUAUCCUGAUGCUAAGGCUCUGCUGGAGGAGAAGGGACGGCAGAUUCUGAUGAAGGACGGACUGCUGGACCUGGAGGUGGCAGCACAGGGUCCCGACCCCAAAGAGAUCGAGGAGAAGGUGGAGAGGAUGACGAGCACGCUGGACGUCCUGCAGACGCGUUACGCCCGGCUGCUGGCCGAGCACGAAGCCACUCACAGCAAACUCAAACACAGAGUCGCCCGGCUGGAGAAGAAGCUGCCGCGGCCGCCUCUGCCACCUGAGGCUUAGACAAGGAGGAAGAGGAGAGGAGGAGGAGCAGAGGAGGAGCAGAGGAGGAGGAGAGAGGUUUGAAGUUAACAUGGACACAACUUCAUGUUCAUUAACCUGAGAGCAGUUUGUUUCACAUCCAGACCUGAGGGAGUUUCCAUCCUGCCUCUCUGACGUUCACUCAGAGCUGAGACACAGGCGGAGGUGAGGGUGGAGGACUGAGUCUGGAUCAGUGGAGGAACAACCGAGCAUCAGAAGACAUCAGACAGAGAGAGAGAGAAUAUUACUAUCAUAAUAAAAUGUAACUCCAGUAUUUUUGAACCUGAGGAACAUGGAGGAUGAGACCAGGUUCAGGAACACAGAGGGAUCCUUUCAGCUGUAAAACACUGUAACUCUAAUGUUUUAAAUAAGAAGCAGUUCAUUUUCUCUGUAUCAAGCUGAGCCUGUUCGUAGAUCAUAGUUUGAUUUUACAGAAAUGAAGCAUCAUGAGUCUGUCUGAGGUUUGACACAUAAACACUUUCCUGAGGUCGGCGACGAGCUUUACUGUGUAGAUCACCUGCUUUAAAACCAGUAGAGGUCAAAGGUCAGCAGAGUGUCCUCUCCUGCUGUAAACCAGACUCACUGUGACGGCUGCUUGUUGCUGUUAAAGCUGAGUAAUGUCAGGUCUGA
Messenger RNA from Lates calcarifer (barramundi perch), 2569 nucleotides. It is a transcript of the gene cnga1b, whose product is annotated as cyclic nucleotide gated channel subunit alpha 1b. The transcript is spliced from 14 exons. Lineage: Eukaryota; Metazoa; Chordata; Actinopteri; Centropomidae. Gene Ontology annotation, cellular component: plasma membrane; intracellular cyclic nucleotide activated cation channel complex. The record is from RefSeq and is a predicted model, not a curated record. Bases 2 to 1921 code for a protein of 639 amino acids. Gene Ontology annotation, biological process: monoatomic cation transmembrane transport. Gene Ontology annotation, molecular function: protein-containing complex binding; intracellularly cAMP-activated cation channel activity; intracellularly cGMP-activated cation channel activity.